Messenger RNA from Brienomyrus brachyistius, 2131 nucleotides. RefSeq names its product bone morphogenetic protein receptor, type IBb (gene bmpr1bb). The coding region runs from base 213 to 1700 and encodes 495 amino acids. The transcript is spliced from 12 exons. NCBI's taxonomy places the organism in Eukaryota, Metazoa, Chordata, Actinopteri, Osteoglossiformes, Mormyridae. The record is from RefSeq and is a predicted model, not a curated record. Gene Ontology annotation, cellular component: signaling receptor complex; plasma membrane. Gene Ontology annotation, molecular function: transforming growth factor beta receptor activity, type I; ATP binding; SMAD binding. Gene Ontology annotation, biological process: protein phosphorylation; BMP signaling pathway; dorsal/ventral pattern formation.
UCCUCCUCCUGGCCCUUCUCUGCAGCAGGGUGUCAGUGAGGAGCAGAGCUGGUCCUCCCUCGCUCACGGCUGUGUGCUGGCUGCUCCUGUCUGUCCUCCUCCUCCCCAGCACGCGAGAGAAACCCCAAGCUCACAGUGGACCAGAACCCCCAGGGGCCCGAACGCUGUCCGCAGCGGUCCUGUUUAAGCCGGAAACAGCAGUGCUGCCCGUCAUGCUCCUGAGGGUUUCUGGGAAGACGACGAUGGAGACAUCCAGCCCAUCGCAGCCCCAGCGGCUCCUCUGGUGUUACUGCUACCACCACUGUCCGGAGGAGUCUGCCAAUAACAGCUGCAGGACGGAUGGGUACUGCUUCACCAUGGUGGAGGAGGACGACCGGGGUGUGCCAGUCUUUACUUCGGGGUGUCUGGGGCUGAUCGGCUCGCAGUUCCAGUGCAGGGACACGGGGGGGUCGCUGCAGAGGAGGGCCUUGCUGUGCUGUACAGACAUGGAUUACUGCAACCGGGACCUGCACCCCACCUUGCCUCCGCAACACAGUCCCGGCUAUGUGGACAGCAGCGUCCACUACACAGCCCUCUUCAUCUCCAUCAGCUUCUGUACGGUCAUCCUCGUCUUCCUCACCAUCUUGUGUUACUUCUGGUACAAGCGGCAGGAAUCACAGUCACGCUAUAGGUUCGGUUUAGAGUCUGAUGACAUGUACAUCCACCCGGGGGAAUCGCUGAAGGACCUCAUUGAGCAGUCCCAGAGUUCCGGCAGCGGCUCUGGACUCCCUCUGCUGGUGCAGCGGACCAUCGCCAAGCAGAUCCAGAUGGUGACACAGAUCGGAAAGGGCCGGUACGGCGAGGUCUGGAUGGGCCGCUGGCGGGGGGAGAGGGUGGCCGUCAAGGUCUUCUUCACCACGGAGGAGGCCAGCUGGUUCCGGGAAACAGAGAUCUACCAGACGGUUCUGAUGAGGCAUGAGAACAUUCUUGGCUUCAUCGCGGCGGACAUUAAGGGCACGGGCUCCUGGACUCAGCUAUACCUGAUCACAGAUUACCAUGAGAGCGGCUCCCUCUAUGAUUACCUCCGCUCUACCACGCUGGACGGCAGGGCCAUGCUCCGGCUUGCAUAUUCUUCUGUAUCCGGCCUCUGCCACCUGCACACCGAGAUCUUCGGCACGCAGGGCAAGCCGGCCAUCGCCCACCGCGACCUCAAGAGCAAGAACAUCCUGGUGAAGAGGAACGGCACGUGCUGCAUCGCCGACCUGGGGCUGGCCGUCAAGUUCAUCAGUGACACAAACGAGGUGGACAUCCCGCCCAACACGCGGGUCGGCACCAAGCGUUACAUGGCCCCGGAGGUCCUGGACGAGAGCCUGAACAGAGCCCACUUCCAGUCAUACAUCACGGCUGACAUAUACAGCUUUGGACUGAUCCUGUGGGAGAUCACGCGGAGAUGCAUCUCAGGAGGGAUAGUUGAGGAGUUCCAGCUCCCUUACUAUGACCUGGUCCCUACAGACCCCUCCUACGAGGACAUGAGGGAGAUGGUGUGUAUGCAGAGAAGGAGACCCCCGUUCCCCAACCGCUGGAGCAGCAAUGAGUGUCUCAGACAGAUGGGCAAGCUGAUGUCCGAGUGCUGGGCGCAUAGCCCCGCCUCCCGCCUCACGGCUCUGCGGGUGAAGAAGACGCUGGCCAAGAUGUCGGAGUCCCAGGACAUCAAACUGUGAGAUGAAGAACAUAGACCUGGAAAUAGCAGGAGCAAGGAGGCCAGUGGGAGCACCUUUUCCUAGAUGUUCUGGGACCUGCCAGAAUUCUCCUGGGCUGUGAACCCAGUGAGCACCUCCCCCCUCUGCAGGACACAGACUAUUGUCUGGCUGGACCCUUUGGUGUUACUUCCUGCUGCUGUUGUCAGUGAUUAAUGAAGCUCAGGUCAGAGAUCGGUUUUCCUGGAGCUUCCGGAGCAUGAUGAGAGUGAGCCGGGGCUGUGCUGGAAAUCACUUCUCCCAUGCUAGUGUGCUGCACAUAGCUAUGUGUGUAAGAACGUCUGUCCAUUCUCUCAGUGAUGGAGCCUGUUCAGAGCAGGCACCCGAGCUGCAGUGGGCCAGCUGUACCGAUUUAAGGGUGAAUCUAACAUAUAAUAAACUGCUUUCAGCCGUUG